Messenger RNA from Mugil cephalus (flathead mullet), 2108 nucleotides. RefSeq names its product keratocan (gene kera). Gene Ontology annotation, molecular function: protein binding. The record is from RefSeq and is a predicted model, not a curated record. Lineage: Eukaryota; Metazoa; Chordata; Actinopteri; Mugiliformes; Mugilidae. The transcript is spliced from 3 exons. Bases 306 to 1337 code for a protein of 343 amino acids.
CAACAGUGCAGGGAUGACUUCAGCUUCCAAAAAAGACAAGACAAAAUGAAAAGGCAAGAGAAAAAAAAAAAUCUGCUGGGCUGGCAAAAAGUAGGCAACACAAACUCUGAAAGGACAUCCCAACUCGCACACAAUCGUCCUCCCACCAACAACACAUGCUCCAUCCCCUUGGUUCUACCGGUGUCCAAGGUACGACUGUGGGGGAAUCAAACCAACAACGGUACAAGUGAGUACGGGAACCCAGACCUUCACCUGGCUGAUGCAGACCAUUCACACCAGCUGGAGAAAAAGGUUGAUCAAACAAAAUGGCUCUUCUCCUCAACAUUCUCUGCGUCUUUUUCCUGGUUGGGAUAGGUCUCAGCCAGGACAUGCCAUAUGAGGAAUUUCUGGCCCAGGUUCAAGCUUGUCCUAAAGAGUGUCACUGUCCCCCAAACUUUCCUCGUGCUGUCUACUGUGACAAUAAAGCCCUGAAGAGCAUCCCCAAAAUCCCUCCACACACGUGGUACCUCUAUCUGCAGAACAAUCUGAUCGAGGUGCUGUCGGCAGAUGCCCUGCAGAAUGCCACACAACUGCGCUGGCUGAACCUUAACCGCAACAAAAUCACAAGCGAAGGAGUGGAGCAAGGUGCCCUGAACGCGAUGCCUCACCUAGUGCACCUAUACAUGGAUGACAACCUCUUGUCUUCUGUGCCAUCCCCCCUGCCUGCCACACUGGAACAUCUACGUCUCUCCCGCAAUCGCAUCUCCAAGAUUCCCGCUGGUGUAUUCGUUGGUUUGGAUAAGCUUAACCUUCUGGACCUCCAAGGGAACAAGCUGAUGGAUGAUGCUGUGACUGAAGUGAGCCUAAAGGGUCUGAACAACUUGGUGCAGAUCAAUCUAGCUAAGAACCAGCUAAGUAACAUGCCUCUCGGUCUCCCACAAACCACCACCCAGCUUUUCCUCGAUGGCAACAAUAUUGAGAAGAUCCCAGCUGACUACUUCAAAGGUUUGCCAAAAGUGGCAUUUCUGAGGCUCAACCACAACAAACUUGGCAGCAGCGGAGUUCCCAACAAUGUGUUCAAUGUCUCCAGCAUUUUGGAUUUGCAGCUGUCCCACAACCAGCUGACUGAGGUGCCCCUCAUUUCCUCAGGGCUUGAACACCUUCACCUCGACCACAACAAGAUCACAAGUGUAAGUGGCUCCAAUGUCUGUCCUUUCCCCGUCGAUGCGGUGGAUGAUUCAGUCAACGAAAGUGUCCCUCGUCUGCGUUACCUCCGCCUGGAUGGCAACGAAAUAAAGCCACCCAUUCCCAGAGAUGUCAUCAUGUGCUUCCGCCUCCUCAGAUCUAUCGUCAUCUAAAUAGAAACAAAUAAACAGCAUUUUGUAUGCCAAUUCUAUUUUCCCAAAACUGCCGACUUGACUUGGAUGCUGUUCUGGUAAAUGGAACCUGUGACGCCAUACAUAUUUGCAUGUAUGUGAAAUCUUGAACACUUGUUAGCAUCAACUGAUUUUAUGGUUGAACCUUUGAAACCUCUUUAUUUCUGCGAGAUACAAAAGAAAGUAUUGGGAAGUGGUGGGUUUAAAGCUUUAAGCGGCCACUGUUGCCGCUAUUUGUGCCUUAAGUUGGUAUAAACAUCUGCAUGUAAAAUUCUGAACCAAAUGUUUUUACAGUUGAGCAUACGAAAAGAGAGAAUGUACUCAUGGCAUGUGGAAAACUUUGAUGACUCACUGUUGUGCUUCUUUCAGCAGGGAGCAAAGCUUUGAAGUAAAACUUUUAUUUUUUAGUGUUACUUUUACUAUUUUUUAUAUUUGUAGGCUUGAAGCCAAAUGAAAUGUCUUGUGUUUUAGAGCUGUAGUUUUAUUAUCUUUAAAAGGUUACUCUAAUCUACUAAUAGUCAUAUUUACUGUAGGUAAUUUAUUUUUAUUUAAUACUGGGAGGAAAAUAAGUAGAAUCCUGUGAAGUUUCUGGCCUACAUUCAUUCUUCAGUGUUUUGUGUACAAGAAAUGUAAUAACCCUUUUUUUUAUGCCAACCCACUUUUUAAUCCAGGUCAUUAUUUUUCUGAUAACUGGAGCAUGAAAUUUCUUUUUAAUUGUUUGUUUGAAAUUUGAAUAAAACUUCAAAGAAUGAA